This is a messenger RNA of Corythoichthys intestinalis (scribbled pipefish), 2037 nucleotides long. RefSeq names its product putative P2Y purinoceptor 10. The record is from RefSeq and is a predicted model, not a curated record. Gene Ontology annotation, cellular component: plasma membrane. Gene Ontology annotation, biological process: positive regulation of Rho protein signal transduction; phospholipase C-activating G protein-coupled receptor signaling pathway. Lineage: Eukaryota; Metazoa; Chordata; Actinopteri; Syngnathiformes; Syngnathidae. Gene Ontology annotation, molecular function: G protein-coupled receptor activity.
AUGAGCGUAGUGGUUCUGCUUUGGUGGCCCAUACAGUUUUACAGUGUGUGCAAGCUCAUAAUAGUAUAGCAAUAUCAGCUUGACGCAACCAUUUCCCCUAUCUUGUUUCAGAAAAGACGAAGCUUAUUUAAGCCUCAGGGUGGCAGAACUAUACAUUCUUAGACAAAUUGUACUGUAUGCCAUUGCGCCAUGACGUUUUUUUUUUUUUUUUUUUUUUUUAAACAGCUGCUGACUGGCAACUAGAUUUUACAGUUGCACUCUUUUUCAGUCUACCGUGUGUGUGAAGCCACAACGCUGCUGCAUCCAUGUACUAGAAAGACGACAAAACACAAGUGGGAAUGACCCUGAAUAUACCCCAAUCAUGGCACGGGUCCUUGGAGAACUCAUCGUGUGGCCACAACAUGACAGAAUGGGAAGAGGUCAUGGACAAGCUGUACACAUACUUUUACCUGUUGCUCUUCAUCCCAGGGCUGCUGCUCAAUUCUGUGGCUCUGUGGGUCCUCUGCAGAUACAUUAGGAAGAAUACCAAGUCAGUGAUCUUCAUGAUUAAUCUGGCUUUAGCAGAUUUGAUCCACAUCCUAUCACUGCCCCUAAGGAUUUUUUAUUACUUGACGCACAUGUGGCCCUUUGGACAAAGUAUCUGCUUGCUCUGCUUCUAUUUAAAGUACCUCAACAUGUAUGCAAGCAUUGGAUUCUUGGUGUGCAUCAGUGUACAGAGGUGUCUCUUCCUGCUUUACCCGUUCUCAACUAGAUGGUGGAGAAGCCGCUAUGACCUUGUGAUCAGCAUGGUGGUUUGGGUGCUUGCCGCUGGGGCUUGCUCACCCUUCAUCCUCAUGCGUACUAGCAGCAGUAGUGCUUCUUUCUCACCUCUCCCGUCAAACAAGUCAUCCUUCCCGGAUGUCCCCUUCUCCCUACAGCCUGCAGAUAGUGUCUUGCGCAAUAUGACAUGGUUGGCCUCCAGCCUCGGAAAAUCCGGGGAGUUCUCGGAAACCAAUGCAACUGAAGUCCACUGUUUUAAAGACUUGCCCAUUCGUCAUAUGUCCCUCUCUCUGGCUGUCACCUUGAUGGUGAUGGCUGAGCUCUUUGGUUUCUUAAUUCCUCUGGCUUGCAUCAGUUGUAGCUCCAUAUUCAUCAGCCAUUCCUUUACCAUAAAACAAACCAGGUUUCGACAAGGUCGACUCUUUCACUCGAUUCAGAGCCGACUCUCCUUCACUUGUGCUGAUAGGAACAAUGAGAAGAAGCAGACAAAUAGGGAGAAACGGCGCGCCUUGAGGAUGGUGCUGAGUUGCUCCGUCGUCUUCCUGCUGUGCUUUGGGCCCUAUCACAUUAAUUUCCUACUCUAUCUGCUGGUGCAGCAGGAUUUACUGUCGGAUUGUGCCACCAGGAUAGCCGUGCGCCAGUUUCACCCUGUGUCUCUAUGCCUGGCCAGCCUGAACUGCUGCCUUAACCCACUCCUCUACUACUUCUUAACAGCUGAAUUCAGGUUUCACCUACGUAGGCGCAACUCUUCUUUGAGCAGUCCUAAGCUUUCUCCACUCCACAGGUUGUUAAGGUCAGAGAGUAGCUCUUCCAAUAAAUGGUAAAUCCAUCUAACUAAAUUAAAGCCACUUCUGAAUGUAAAGAGAGAGACUUUGUGUUGGAAUAACAAUAUUUAAUAUCAAUGUGAAAUGUCCAGCACAUUAACUGACUAUUAAUCCUUCCAAAGGAGCAAAGUUUCACAAUUUUUGUCAGUGUGUUCCAGAUCAAUUUUUUUGUUACCUGAAUGAAAUGGUAUUGUGGAUGAUAAUUUGCAUGUGUUCUCUUCCACUUGUGAAUAAAGCUCUUUAUUUACCUUCAAUUACCUGCCGACGCAUCGGUUACACGAAAUAAUAUGCAAUAGGCCCGGAUCUAGGUUUACCCACCAGAGUGGGCACUAAGAAAUCUUGAGGGGGUACCUCCAAUGCAGGCUUUUUUUUUACCCUCUGCAUUUCUCCGGGCUUGGGACCGGCGCAAGUAGGACACUGGCUUGUGUCCGUUGAGGCUGCAUUAAUUUUUGGG